Messenger RNA from Microbotryum saponariae, 354 nucleotides. The record is from the annotation of a GenBank genome assembly. NCBI's taxonomy places the organism in Eukaryota, Fungi, Basidiomycota, Microbotryomycetes, Microbotryales, Microbotryaceae.
AUGACCUGGAGCAAUCCCGCCUCGAUGAUGCCAUCGUACUACGUCGCAAGUUGCACGCCGCGUUAUGUGCCCACACCGAGGGACUACGCCUUAGCGCCGGCAUCUACCGUGGCGACUUACGCACGCUUCCGACCUUCCUUGGCGACGAUAAGACAAGUUAUGGCGACGUGCAGCGCCCUCCGACACCUGCACCUCGCCACAUCGGACUUCAAGACGAUCGUCGAACACCUCCCAUCGCAAGUGCAGCUCGACAAGCUUUCGAUCCUCUACGCCGUCAACGCCACAUCGGGCUCGCUCGCAGCCGCCAACGAGACGAAUGAGAUGCUGACUGCCCCUUGCUUGCACAAACUUUAA